UCCUUUUUCCAUUAUGUUCUAAAGAAAUCAUCACUCAGCCCAACAAAAAGUGUUUUGUUUUUGUUUUUCUUUCUGAAAGCAACGUUAAAAGAGGCCUUGCUCUGAAAUACUGAUAUAGCAAUUGAGUUGAGACGUACACAAACACUCUCGCAUUUUGUUAAUAAAGCCUGCAAACGAUCUUCUCUUCUGCAAAAUCUCCACUCUUUCAUGGCACAUGGCCUUUGAAUCACUGGUCUCGAUGUAAUCAUUGUAGCCAUCCCUCCCUUGAACUUCAUCUUCUUUUUGAACCCAAUUCCGCUCUCUCUAAAAAACACCCAAUUCUCUGCAGCCAUGGCCCUUCGCCAUUAUUAGAAGUUCUAGCACGAGAGAGAAAAAACAGAGUGGGUUGUUGUUACUUGGGUUUGGUUUUAAUGGGCAGUGACCAAAAAUGGGAGGCGAUAGCGCCGGCGCUGCCGGCCGUGUCACCGUUGAACCCAGAAAGAGAUGAGUAUUGGAGCCGUUUUGAUGAUUCGGUUAAUGCCGUGUCAUUUGGGUUUGUGGCUACUGCCAUUCUCAUCUCUAUGUUCCUUGUUAUGGCCAUUUUUGAGAGGUUUCUCAGACCUAGAUCGCCGGCGGCUAUCGGCAGGCCGCCUUCUGAUCUUGAAGCCCAGAUGAUGCUCGAUGGAAAGCCUCGUUACCCAUCUCCCAAGUGGUUGAACAGUGCUCAAGCCAUUAAUAUACCUAUCUCUCUCUCUCUCUGUGAUGAACAACAUGCUACAGAACUGUCAUGCAUACAUUUGUGACAACAAUCAAACAAAAAACUACUACUUUAUUGCGUCUGUCGAACAUGCUUAAUCAUUUCUGACUAUGACCUUUUGUACCACUGCUGAAUUCUUGUAACAUUUUGAGAACCAUGAUACUAGUAGCUAGAUGAUUACCAUAAGAUCUCACGUCGGUUGCAAAGUAAACGAAAUAUUUUUUAUAAGUAUUUGGAAACAUCUUUCUAACAGCGUGUUUGAAAAUCGUGAGGUUAACGGCCAUACGUAACUGGCUAAAGCGGAUAAUAUAUGUUAGCAGUGAGCUUGAGUUGUUACAAAUAGUAUUAGAGCCAGUUACGGGGCGGUGUGUCAGCGAGGACGCUUGGCUCUCAAGUGGGGUGGAUUGUGAGAU
This is a messenger RNA of Cucurbita maxima (winter squash), 1149 nucleotides long. RefSeq lists its product as uncharacterized. Lineage: Eukaryota; Viridiplantae; Streptophyta; Magnoliopsida; Cucurbitales; Cucurbitaceae. The transcript is spliced from 2 exons. The record is from RefSeq and is a predicted model, not a curated record. The coding region runs from base 411 to 782 and encodes 123 amino acids.